AUGAGAAAUCGGGCAGUAGGAGGAGCCACUAUACAGUCGUCAACAUCUGCAGAUUGGUUUGCUGAAAAGGCCAUUGAUGGUAAUCGAGGUCUUCAACAGUUGCAUACAGGAUGCUCCUCAACCCUUAAUGAGACUAACCCGUGGUGGAGGCUGGAUCUGCGUGAUGUCUACCGAGUUAGUGAAGUGGUCAUCACUAACAGAAAAGACUGCUGUGCUGAACAGAUAAACGGAGCAGAGAUUCACAUCGGAAACUCUUUGGAGAACAACGGUACCAACAAUCCCAUAUGUGCUGUUAUUCCUGAUAUUCCAGCAGGUGAGUCCAACAACUACUUAUGUGAUGGAUUGGAGGGACGUUACAUGAUUAUUCAUAUUCCUGGAGACUGGAAGAUUCUUACUCUUUGUGAGGUUGAAGUCUACGGGUAUUUGGCAGACACCGGAGAGAAUGUAGCACUAUGGGGCAAAACUAGUCAGUCAUCAACUUACGCAGGCUCUGAACCUGAAUUUGCUCUUGAUGGAUUGUUGAACAGCUGGACCCACACUAAUGAACAGACCAACCCGUGGUGGAGAGUUGAUCUACUGAAAGUAUACAGAGUUAACAGAGUCACCAUCACUAAUAGACCGAGCAGCUAUUCGAGGAUUAACGGAGCUGUGAUUCGUAUCGGGAACUUUCUUGACAUUUAUAGCAACACCAUGUGA
This is a messenger RNA of Sinocyclocheilus rhinocerous, 696 nucleotides long. RefSeq names its product fucolectin-1-like. Bases 1 to 696 code for a protein of 231 amino acids. NCBI's taxonomy places the organism in Eukaryota, Metazoa, Chordata, Actinopteri, Cypriniformes, Cyprinidae. The record is from RefSeq and is a predicted model, not a curated record. The transcript has 5 exons.